CUAGAAACCACUGUGCUGGUUUGACGGCACUGCACAACGAUCGGGACUGCCAGUUCUGUCAGGAUAGUAAAUCCAAGGGAUGUACUAAAAAAGCCUUAGGAUACCCUUGCCCGGGAAUUUAUUAGGAUUUAUCUCUAUCGAACUGAGGAUACCGCCAGCAUGUUUGGGAGAGGGAAAAUGGAGCUCUCUGAGAGCUCUCAUAUUCUUAGGGAAGAUGGGGGAGCACAGCCCCACUUCCAGAAAGCUCAGCCACAGCCGCCGCCGGCUGACCUACAACUGGAGGAAAAGAAUGAAACAAAAUCUAAGUCACCGGGUGAAACGCCGUGUACGACUCCAGACAUAUCCAAUGACACAUACCAACUUGUUGGAGAUGGGGACUUCGAAAAGAAGGACAAAUCAAACAUUCCGAUGGCUAGUUUUAACUUCAUCAAUUCAAUUAUCGGCUCCGGUAUUAUAGGUAUCCCCUUUGCCCUCCGACAAGCGGGUUUUGGGCUAGGAUUAAUACUCAUUGUACUAGUAGCUGUUAUAACAGAUUAUUCCGUUGUGUUGUUAAUUCACGGUGGAAAUUUAUCAAAUACGAAUACAUAUCAGGAUUUGGUGAGAGCAGCAUUCGGUCGGCCUGGUUUUUAUGCACUGACAUUCAUGCAAGGCCUCUAUCCAUUUAUAGCUAUGAUAAGUUAUAAUGUUAUUAUUGGUGACACAAUAACCAAGAUUGUUAUCAGAAUAGGCGGAGAAUCGAUCCGCUGGUCCAUCCUGGGCAACCGACAGUUUAUCAUAGCUGUAUGUACGAUCGUUGUAACUCUUCCUCUGUCACUGUACAGAAAUAUAUCAAGAUUAAGUAAGCUCGCCUUUACCUCGAUUGUGUUAAAUAUUGUGAUAAUCAUUGUAACAAUUAUUCGACUUAUCGUUCCGUUUCCCGAGAGAAUUCCCACUUCUGAUGAUGGAUGGGAAUUCGCCAAUACGCAAGUUGCCCAGUCUAUAGGCAUCAUGGCAUUCGCCUACAUGUGCCAUCACAACUCCUUCCUCAUCUACGACUCGUUAGAGAACAACACCCAAGAACGCUGGAGCAUGGUGACCCAUCUGAGUGUCAUCUUUGCCAUGGUCUGUACUCUCAUCUUCGGUAUCACUGGUUACGCCACCUUCACUGGAUUCACGCAGGGUGAUCUGCUCGAGAACUACUGUGCCAAUGAUGACCUUGUCAAUGUCGUAAGAUUUGUCUUCGCUUUGACCAUCAUGUUAACAUAUCCCAUCGAAUGUUUCGUAGUCAGAGAGGUGAUAGAAAAUGCGAUCUUUGCCAAUACCCAGCCUCAGCCUCUGAAAAGACACAUCAUAGAAACCGUGAUUAUCGUCAUAUUGACAGUUAUUAUCUCCAUGGCAACCGAUUGUUUGGGCAUUGUUCUUCAAGUCAACGGUGUCUUAGCGGCGGCACCGUUAGCCUUCAUCAUCCCACCAUUCUGUGUGAUGCGUCUCCAACAAGAGGCAGUCUUCUCCUUGAAGAACAUCCCCUGUAUCCUCAUAUCGCUCUUUGGGAUCGUCGUCAUGGUCGUUGGCGUCGUCAUGACGAUCUUGGACAUCGUCAACGGGAUAACCUGCAGUCAUGGAGAGGAGAUGCCAUAUUGCAUGACGGGUAACACGACACUAUCCACUGCGCAUGCGUACUUGAACACUAGCUCCCGGCACACGACGACACCUGCCUUCACUUGAACUCUGACCUGGAAAGAAAUGAAUCGACAAAUUUGAACAAGUCUUCUGUUAUUCUUGAGUUUGGAUAAGUCAAGACUAUUCCUGAUUCAGAUCGACGAGGUGCAUCGGCCAGAGUAUUCAAAGAUACCAGUCCGGCAAACACUGUGAAUGUUACAUUUUGUUACUAAGUUUGACUGAAAAAUGUUACGAGAUGGCACAAUUCUCUGACAGCUAUGUUUAAGACCUGUAAAGUACCCAUGGUAUACAUUCCUGUUAGAGACGAAGGGUUGAUGCCUGACUGGAUGCCCAAUCUGUCAACCGAUCAUCUUUGAGGAGGUGAACUACAUGUAGGUUCCCUCAUCGGGAAAAACGGAUCCUUUGGUUCUUUCGGUGCUUCCUUCUUAUCAUGAUGCCACCAGUUAUGGUUGGGUACAGUCGCAUGUCUAGGUUAUGCUCUAGUGAUACAAGCAUAGAUUGUCUCUUUCGAUAGCCUUUUGUGGCAUUGGUGCCUUUUGACCGAAGUCAAAUAUAUAUACUCGUUGAGAGAGGGACGUGGAGAUGUUCACCUUAUGAUUGAGAGGUGCUUUAUGUAUUUAGUUUGAACAAACUAUAAAACGCCUAAAACUUUAGAUUGGGAAUGCCAGAACAUGUAUUAACAUAGAUGCGGUUAGAUUUAGGAGUACUGUAUAUAUCAUUUGUUUUGGGACUUGGCACGAAACCACCCAAUACUAUGUCAUGAGAUAAAGUUCUACAGACAGAUGGUGUAAAUACUUUUUUUUGUCCAGAGAAUAUCAAAGGGAAAUAGCCCAACUUGAGAAUGGUUAUUUCUCGAUAGCCUUAAUGAGUUUAUUUAACUGCUGAUACUAGCAGGCAUUUAUAUACUCAGAACAGUGGUUGUGUUCGUGAUUUUGUUACCGUUUAACUACUUGUUUAUUUCUGUUUGAAAAGCACUGUAUAUCUAAGCACUUGAGAUGCUUUUGAGAUUGUAUAGUUAUAGAGCAUAUCAAAUCAGCGAUACAUGUAGAUGUAGCAAGACAGUUAAAUAAUGAUACAGCCUGCCUUAAAGGACAAUAUGGGAAAAUUUGCCCGCCUCAACAUACCAGUAGAGUCACCUUCUGAAAAGUAGAGGAACUACAUUGUGUCCACAACGUAGAACAAUGCACAUUGCCUGUACAAAAUGACAACUCUUUUAUUUAGAAGGUUGCUUGCCUCGUAUUUUAAUACCAGAAUACCCUCAUUAGAAAUCGCAGGAAACAUUGUUUUUUCAGUUCCCAACAUAGCCGCAACAGAACCAAAGAUGUUUGCUGUUGAUAUAACCUUGGAGGAAUUAUACUCAAGUAUAAUUCCUCCAAGAUAUAACUGAACUUCAUGUACCAAUGUUGACAUUUUUCAUGGAAAUCGGGGUCACAGCUUCAUAAAGGUAUCAACAGAAUUUCAAAUAGGAUCUAGCAAGAAAAAAAGCAUUAUUGUAGACUAGAACAAAACAAACUGCGAUUGAAAUCUAUAUUUUUGCUAUUAACUGAUGAAUCUAUAUUCAAGCCAAAGUAUAACUAUAUAAUGUAUGUUGCUAUAGAUGACUGCUUGCACACGUAGAGUGUCUAUGUCAAGGGCGUAGAGUUAGCUUUCUAAAUGAUCCGCUAGGGGGCAUGUUUAGAGAUGACAGCACCAAGUAAAGUCAUAAAAUCCCCAGCGGAUGUUUUCAGAUCUGGGCGUUAGAAUAGACCACUAGAUAUAUUUUGAAUAAAAAUGAGUAUUUUUCACUGAAUUCUAUGUGUAAUAUCGCCUACACGACUGUAGAUGUACUAGUAGUAGUCUGUAGAGGAAGUAUGUAGUUGAUUAGCUGUAUGUCUUGGAAAAAUAUUCAAUUUUCAAAGUCUUCUUCCCUUGGCAGGUUCUGACCAAUGAGGUGGCGCCUUAGGCGUUACCAUCCCGACUUCGUUCCUAUACUGCAAUUUAGCCACGGACCUUGAAAAAUAGGCCCAUGUAGCAGAAGGCGCUAAAUAUACAGCUUCCAGUAUACUGUUAUGGCCUGCCAGUCUUUUGAAGAUACACCAUUGGCACCACCAUUUGGUCAGGACGUCGGCCUUCAUCAAUAUAUACAUUAUUGUGAUUUGUAAAUAAUCAUGUUGACGCCGUGAACAUUGGAACGAAGGUACUUGUAUGAAAUUGAAAGGUUGAAAGGUAAGCUAAAUGUCAUCGUCAAAAUGACGUUUUGAAAAUUUAGAUUUCAGGACGGUGCCACGAGGUUUCAUUUCAAUUACAAAAUCAAGAGCCCAGUAUUUUCGUUACAGCUAACUAUAAAUACUAUGAUAUUAUGAAAUUCAAGGUUUUCCAAUAGUUUAAUCUAAAAUAUCGCUGUUUGACAAAGGGUGUUAUGUUACUGUGAUAAAAUAAUUACGGGUCAGGGAGCAUCCCUGCGUGGCUAGUGUUGAACCUAUGGGUGGGUCACUCAAACAAAACUGAAACGAAAGUGCUGGGCGUUUAACAAUGUGAUACUAGAUGUAUUACGAAGGGGCGGUAUAAGUUUAUCAUUUAAAUGGCAAAUAGACCUAAGAGUGGAUGUAUGCGAUGUCCAUGUUACGCCAGAGUGUAUUACGUGUAAAGAACAAAGAACAAUCAAGAACAACAGAAUGAAGCCUGUGUUUUAUUCUUCUUUAUAUAAUCCCGAGGUGCGAUACAUUAUGUUUUGUGACAUACCCCCUCCCCUUACACAUACACACUUUAACCGGGAAAUCGGUGCCUCCCACUGUUUCAGGAUGGGGUAAUACAUUCUAUAAAACAGCGGAUUUAUGCAACAUCAAUUUAAUGUCAAAUCAUGAAAUACAGGAAGCCAUCUUAGAA
This is a messenger RNA of Lineus longissimus, 4524 nucleotides long. RefSeq names its product putative sodium-coupled neutral amino acid transporter 11. The transcript has 15 exons. NCBI's taxonomy places the organism in Eukaryota, Metazoa, Nemertea, Pilidiophora, Heteronemertea, Lineidae. Gene Ontology annotation, biological process: amino acid transmembrane transport. Gene Ontology annotation, molecular function: L-amino acid transmembrane transporter activity. The record is from RefSeq and is a predicted model, not a curated record. The coding region runs from base 160 to 1704 and encodes 514 amino acids.